UAUAUACAACAAAGCAUCACGAUGCUUUUCACUAGUUACUACGUCGACCCUUAGCCGUCGGGUAAAGUAACGUUAUUUUCUUUCGCUGAAAACGUCAAAGAAACGGUCGUUUCUUUUUACAUUAUUACUUCAAGCAAUCUAAACCCCCGGAAACAUGCGUGAGUGCAUCUCCAUCCACGUUGGCCAGGCUGGUGUCCAGAUUGGCAAUGCCUGCUGGGAGCUCUACUGCCUGGAGCAUGGGAUCCAGCCGGAUGGGCAGAUGCCCAGUGACAAGACCAUCGGAGGAGGGGAUGACUCCUUCAACACCUUCUUCAGUGAGACGGGAGCUGGGAAGCAUGUGCCCAGGGCUGUCUUUGUGGAUCUCGAGCCCACGGUCAUUGAUGAGGUACGUACUGGGACCUACCGGCAGCUGUUCCACCCUGAGCAGCUCAUCACUGGCAAAGAAGAUGCUGCCAACAACUACGCCCGUGGACAUUAUACCAUUGGCAAAGAGAUCAUCGACCUGGUUUUGGACAGGAUCCGCAAACUGGUGAGAGCCCUAUACCAUAUAUUUAUAUAUUUACUCUCUUCCAGCCCUCCUCCUUCCUCUAGGUUUUCCUCAAAACUGUUCUUUCUCUUUCUCCAGGCUGACCAGUGCACAGGUCUCCAAGGAUUUCUGGUGUUCCACAGCUUUGGAGGUGGUACCGGUUCUGGUUUUACCUCUUUGCUGAUGGAACGCCUGUCUGUCGACUACGGCAAGAAGUCCAAAUUGGAGUUCUCCAUCUACCCCGCCCCUCAAGUGUCCACAGCUGUGGUGGAGCCCUACAACUCCAUUCUAACCACCCACACCACCCUAGAGCACUCUGACUGUGCCUUCAUGGUUGAUAACGAGGCCAUUUAUGACAUCUGCCGAAGGAACCUCGACAUUGAGCGUCCAACCUACACCAACCUCAACAGGUUGAUUAGCCAGAUUGUGUCUUCCAUCACUGCUUCCCUGCGAUUUGAUGGUGCCCUCAAUGUUGAUCUGACAGAAUUCCAGACCAACUUGGUGCCCUACCCUCGUAUCCACUUCCCUCUAGCUACUUAUGCCCCAGUUAUCUCUGCAGAGAAGGCAUACCAUGAGCAGCUUUCUGUAGCUGAGAUCACAAAUGCCUGCUUUGAGCCAGCCAAUCAGAUGGUGAAAUGUGACCCCCGCCACGGCAAGUACAUGGCCUGCUGCUUGCUGUACCGUGGUGACGUGGUGCCCAAAGAUGUCAAUGCAGCCAUCGCCACUAUCAAGACCAAGCGCACCAUCCAGUUUGUGGACUGGUGCCCCACUGGUUUCAAGGUUGGCAUCAAUUAUCAGCCUCCUACUGUGGUUCCAGGUGGAGAUCUGGCCAAGGUUCAGAGGGCUGUAUGCAUGCUGAGCAACACCACUGCUAUUGCAGAGGCCUGGGCUCGCCUAGAUCACAAGUUUGAUCUGAUGUAUGCCAAGCGAGCCUUCGUGCACUGGUAUGUGGGAGAGGGUAUGGAGGAGGGAGAGUUCUCUGAAGCUAGGGAGGAUAUGGCAGCCCUGGAGAAGGAUUAUGAGGAAGUGGGUGUUGAUUCAAUUGAGGGUGAAGGUGAGGAGGAAGGAGAAGAGUACUAAGGGUGACUGGCUUUCUGCUCUAGUACAUCUCAGGCAUGCUUUUUAUUGGUCAGAAGUUUACAUACCUUGGCAUUUCUUAUUAGUGUAGAGUAGUACUACCAAGUACUAUCACAUGAGUGUUUCACUCGUGACACCUAAAUUGUAAACGAAAUACUGCUUGUGUCAUGUGUUGUAAUAUCCGAUAAUAACCGACCAUUCUGAUACUUAAAUCUGGUACGUAUUUCAUGUGUUAUGUUUGUAGUUUUCUUCUGACUGAUAUGCAAUAAAUUAUUAAAUUGA
This is a messenger RNA of Brienomyrus brachyistius, 1885 nucleotides long. RefSeq names its product tubulin alpha-1B chain. Gene Ontology annotation, biological process: microtubule cytoskeleton organization; mitotic cell cycle. Bases 155 to 1606 code for a protein of 483 amino acids. Lineage: Eukaryota; Metazoa; Chordata; Actinopteri; Osteoglossiformes; Mormyridae. Gene Ontology annotation, cellular component: microtubule; cytoplasm. Gene Ontology annotation, molecular function: GTP binding; structural constituent of cytoskeleton. The record is from RefSeq and is a predicted model, not a curated record. The transcript has 3 exons.